AUAAAUUUGACAAAGCCAUUAUCGAAACAAAAUUAGUGGAUGCGAUUUUAUAAUCGUCGUAUCAGCUAUAUAUAGCCCGGCAUUUCUGUCGAUCUGCUAACAAUCGUACUUUUAUUCAGUCAUUAUAAUGAAUUUUGGAUUGAUUUCCUAUGGAAUACUUUUGUAUUUCUUGUGUUUUAGUGCUAGAAACGAUGCCUUGCGCAAUUGGGAUUUCGAAUUUUUGUACAUCGAAGCAACGAGUUCAAAUGAGGACCUAAUCAAUGCCAGCUUAAAACUAGAACACGCAGAAAUUGGUAAGAAUUCAGCGUCAGGUUUCAUCGAUUGGAAAUUCGAUGCUGAUGAACAUACUAUGUUUCAAUUGCGAUUUCUUUGGAGUCAGAGCGGCAGAGAUAAUGACUAUAAGGACAACAUUUAUCAAGUACCGAUGAUGACUUUUUAUGAGUUUCUUGAUAAAUAUUACAUGAAAGUUAUCUAUGCGGAUUGGGGCAGUUGUUCGAAUUUUCCAAAUAUCGGGGACAAAUUUGUUCCACCCUGGAACAAAACUACAUACAUAUUUUCUAAAUGUGAUCCACAGGGCGUGAACUAUCCAGAUAUAUUACCUAGAGGCUAUCAUAAAUUAGUGUGCAAAAUAAUUGGGCAAGCUGAACUUGUCAUGCAGCUUAUUAUGAAAUUGACACCCCGAAAAAAUAUGCUUGUUUAAAGUGUUCCAUGAAAAAACCAA
Molecule: messenger RNA, 721 nt
Organism: Drosophila sulfurigaster albostrigata
Lineage: Eukaryota; Metazoa; Arthropoda; Insecta; Diptera; Drosophilidae
Exons: 3
Coding region: 128-700 (190 amino acids)
Source: RefSeq, a predicted model, not a curated record